Polypterus senegalus (gray bichir) is the source of this 1038-nucleotide messenger RNA. It is a transcript of the gene fgf2, whose product is annotated as fibroblast growth factor 2. Gene Ontology annotation, biological process: cell differentiation; positive regulation of gene expression; animal organ morphogenesis. Gene Ontology annotation, cellular component: cytoplasm. NCBI's taxonomy places the organism in Eukaryota, Metazoa, Chordata, Cladistia, Polypteriformes, Polypteridae. The record is from RefSeq and is a predicted model, not a curated record. The transcript is spliced from 3 exons. Gene Ontology annotation, molecular function: fibroblast growth factor receptor binding; growth factor activity. Bases 549 to 1016 code for a protein of 155 amino acids.
UUUGCCAUGGGGUCAUGUGAUGCAAAUCCAAAAAUCCCAGCCCCCCUAGGAGCCUCUCACAGAUUAGUGUGGCUGUGUGUUCAGAGAGAGAGAGAGAGAAAGCAGGCUUCAGUGGUGGACGCAGGCGCACUGAUCCGGUUCGGAUAGUAUUUCAGAUUCACAGCUUAGCUUUUUUUUUCAGUCAGAACAGCAGUAAACACUUCAGCACAAUUCCAUGCCACAACCUAAGAGAAACAUGAGAACAAAACUCUCACUUAUGUGGAAUUACAGAUUUCUAAUACUUUCACUUAUGUAAGUGAUCCUCAAGACUCUGGCACUGGAUACUUUCCAUAAAGGAGUUGUCUUCAUCUGCUUUUCCAUUGCACUAAAUAAUGAAAUUACUGACUUUUAGCAUGCGUUUUGUGCCUUCUAUAUUUUGACUGAGGCUUCCCAGUUCAAACAGCAGAGUACAUACAAAAUACGAAUAUCUUAAAGAGGAAGUUAGAAGAACAGCAUAACAGAUUGGACUGGACAGCAUUGUGCCAGCAAAAACAGAGCGGCUCUUUGAGAUGGCCACAGGAGGAAUCACAACCCUUCCUACAGUACCUGAGGAUGGAGCCAGUAGCACCUUCCCUCCAGGAGGCUUCAAGGAGCCCAAGAGACUCUAUUGUAAGAAUGGGGGCUAUUUUUUAAGAAUUAACGCUGAUGGAAGAGUGGAUGGAAUAAGAGAGAAAAAUGAUCCUUACAUAAAGCUGCAACUUCAGGCAGAGUCGAUUGGAGUGAUAACAAUCAAAGGAGUCUGCGCCAACCGCUAUUUGGCAAUGAAUGAAGAUGGACGGCUCUUUGGAUCUAAAUGUGCCACCGAUGAAUGUUUCUUCAUUGAGAGACUUGAAUCGAACAACUACAACACUUACCGUUCACAGAAGUAUUCUGAUUGGUAUGUUGCACUGAAACGGACAGGACAGUACAAAUCAGGAUCAAAAACGAGCCUAGGACAGAAGGCUAUUCUUUUUCUCCCAAUGUCAGCCAAGAGUUGAAGAUGCUUCAUUUUGGCAGAAA